Molecule: messenger RNA, 2650 nt
Organism: Esox lucius (northern pike)
Lineage: Eukaryota; Metazoa; Chordata; Actinopteri; Esociformes; Esocidae
Gene: cpz
Product: carboxypeptidase Z
Exons: 16
Coding region: 381-2492 (703 amino acids)
Biological process (GO): proteolysis
Molecular function (GO): metallocarboxypeptidase activity; zinc ion binding; protein binding
Source: RefSeq, a predicted model, not a curated record
UUGCACCCAGGGUGAACCGACUACAGACUUGGGGCACACACACGGACAGGACGCCGUUUCAUGUCCUCCCACCGAUUUCUCUGUCUCGCACACAAAUAUGGUAGCAAGGCUGCCCUUUGUAAUAUGAUCUUCGGGAAUAAUAUUUUCCUAGACUUUUCUGACCGCGGGGAUGCGCGCAGAGAUUGAGUGAGCGAGAGAGGGAGAAAUAGUGAAGAGAAAAAGAUUUGCUUAGUGGGGAAAGUGUGUAUGGGUGUGUGUGUGUGUGAGAGAGAGAGAGAUAGAAAGAAAGAAAGCGAGAAAGAGAGUUAAACUAUUUGUCCGUGGGAGGUAGUAGGCUAUAGCUAGUGAGACUGCGGAGUGUGUAUGAGCCUUGCUCCACUAUGCGGUCAGGCUGCCACAUCACUAUGGAUACAACGGAAUAUAAAAUGGUUUUAGCUGUUCUAAUCCUGCUAAACGGUCUAUCGAUAGGCUGCUGCGCGCCGCAAAGUUUCUGCGAGCCCGAAGAGGAGGCUUUGGGAAAAUGCCACAACAGUCCAGCCGCAGAAAAACCGGUCUGCAUAGAUAUGAACCUGGCUUACUGCAAUGAUCUGGACUACUCCAGGACCAUCUUCCCCAACAUCCUAGGUCACCAGUCCCGUCAGGAGGUGGAGUCUGGGCCAGAGUACCUCCUCCUGUCAGUCAUCCAUGGUCUCCUCAACGGGGAGUGCUCCCCUGACAUCCGUCUGCUGGGCUGCUCUGUACUUGCGCCCCUCUGCAAGAACCAGCCCAGUCCAUCGCCUGUCAAGCCGUGCCGCAGCACGUGCGAGGCGGUGAAGAAGGGGUGUGGCCACGCGUUUGAAGGCAUCGACAUGGCCUGGCCCUACUUCCUGGACUGCGACCGCUUCUUCGCCGGCGACGAGGAGGGAUGUUACGAUCCUCUAGCGCGACUCAGAGCCAAACAGGAAGUGUCCCUCUCCAUCCUGUCUCCAGACGAGCCGUCCACCAUCAUACAGUUCACGUACCACUCCAACGCUCAGAUGUACAGUGUGCUCAAGAGGACUGCGGCCAAGUGCUCCCACAUCUCUCGCACAUACAGCAUUGGACGUAGCGUAGAGGGCAAAGACCUCCUAGCCAUAGAGUUCACCGACACCCCUGGGGUACAUGAACUGUUGGAACCGGAGGUGAAGCUGGUCGGGAACAUGCACGGGAACGAGGUUCUGGGUCGCCAGCUUCUCCUUUACCUGGCUCAGUACCUGUGCUCCGAGUAUCUCCUCGGCAACCGGCGGAUCCAGACAUUGGUCAACACCACGCGCAUCCACAUCCUGGCCUCCAUGAACCCAGACGGCUACGACUUGGCGGCUGCCGAGGUAGAGGAUAGCAACGACCCGGAACAACAAGAGCACUACAACCAGGAAGGUCAUGAGCUCAAUGGUUGGACGGUGGGUCGAACCAAUGGUCAGAACCUUGACUUGAACCGAAACUUUCCCGACCUGACGUCUAUUCUUUACCGGAACCGUCGGAUUAGACAGUUCCGCACCGACCACAUCCCCAUCCCAGACUCCUACUGGUUUGGUAAGGUAGCUCCAGAGACGUAUGCAGUGAUGAAGUGGAUCAGGUCUGUGCCAUUUGUCCAGUCGGCCAGCCUCCACGGCGGGGAGCUGGUGAUCUCCUACCCCUUUGACUUCUCCAGACAUAUCCACGAGGAGCGCAUGUUCUCGCCAACACCCGAUGAACAGGUGUUUAAACAGCUGGCCCGCACGUACGCAGACGCUCACGCCAGCAUGGCAGACAACAACACAGAGAGGUGUGGCGCGUCCUUCAUCAGGAGUGGAGGCAUCAUCAAUGGAGCCCAGUGGUACAGCUUUCCAGGAGGCAUGUCAGACUUCAACUACCUCCACACCAACUGCCUGGAGAUCACGGUGGAGUUGGGCUGCGACAAGUUCCCAGCGGAGGUGGAGUUGUAUCCGGAGUGGCUCCGAAACAAGGAGGCCCUGCUGAGUUUCAUGGAGUCGGUCCACAGGGGGAUAAAGGGUGUGGUGAAGGAUGAGGAGGGCUACGGGAUUAAAGGAGCGUCCAUAUCGGUCCGAGGAAUACGCAAAGACGUCACAACAGCGGAGGAUGGCGAUUACUGGAGGUUGUUAAACUCAGGAACAUACAUUGUAACAGCGUCGGCUAAAGGUUAUUCCAAGGUUAGCAAGAGAAUAAGGCUGCCUGCCCAUAUGGACAAGGCAGGACGGGUGGACUUCCUGCUUAAAAAGGUCCAAGUCAGGCCAGUUGAACCCGACUACCAUCUGUUUCCCAGCUCUUCUCUGGACACCUAUGACCGGUUCGACCCUUACAACCAGUUCCAGCACUACGGUAACGGCGAGCCGGGAGAACCCAGGGAACCCGGGGAACCGGGGAUGGAAGGAGAACCCGGCAUGGACCCAGAGAGACGGGAGAAACCCUGGUGGUGGAACUACUUCAGUCAGGCUGGCUUCUCAGCGCCCACAUGGCUACUACGCAAUGUCUAGGGGGCACGCCCAAAUAGAACCCUACUCCCUUAUUUAGUGCACUACAAAUCCCCAAUGGUACCUUUUUAAUCCCCUGUGGGCCCUGGUUAAAGUAGUGUACUAUAUAGGGAAUAGGGUGUCAUCUCCCCAUAGGGCUCUGGUUAAAGUAGUGUACUAUA